CCUUCACCACCACCGUCGUCUGCCUUGUUCCUAUGCACUUGACAGCUUCGUGAGGGUUGGGCAGAUGAAGCUAUAUGGGAACACGUGACACGGCUUGUAGGAGCGACGCUUCAUAAGUGCGAAAACACAGAGGAGAAAGAGGCUGGAGAGACUCUGGAGUCAGAAGCAGCAGCAGGAGGAGCAGGAGCAGCAGCAACAGCCUGGAUCCAUCGGAGCAGGAGCGCGCACUCCAAGAGCAGCCAACGCUUCUACAGACCGUUGGGAAGAAAGAAAGAAAAGAAAAAAAAACAACUUAUGUGACUCAUAAAAUUAGAAAGACAGACCAAUGAUCAUGACAGUGAUGGUGGUUUCAUUCUAACUCAUGCACACUGGUUGUCUCUCCCUUUAUGUAAGAUCUGUGGAUGAUGCGCUUCUGACUUGGAUUAACGCGCGGUGAUAAAGGGCGAUUCUGCGCCUUUGACAAAAUAUGUAAGGUUGCCCACUGCAGUAUAACCCUCAGACACAGCCAUGAAAUCUGUGCUGGAUGGUGUGGCAGACACCACCUUCCGGACUAUCACAUCUGGUUUACAGUAUCUGGGCUCCAAUGAUGCCAAUUAUGACAAUCCCACCAGUGAUGUAGACUUCAAGGGCAGCUUCUCUCUGCAGAAGCCCUUAUCUGCGUUCCGCAGCAACUCCUUCCCCAACAAAGUACCUGCAGAUGAGGAGCUCAUCCUCAAGGGCAUUCCCUUCUUCCCCACCAAUGCCACAGACUUGUUUGGCAACCGGAGCACGUUCAGAGAUGAGUCUGACACGAUACAAUGCGGGGAGAACUUUAUGGACAUGGAGUGUUUCAUGAUCCUGACUCCCAGCCAGCAGCUGGCUGUGGCUGUCAUGUCUCUGACUCUGGGCACCUUCACGGUGCUGGAGAACCUGGUGGUGCUCUGCGUCAUCCUACAGUCCCGCACCCUCCGCUGCCGGCCGUCCUACCACUUCAUUGGCAGUCUGGCUGUGGCUGACCUGCUGGGCAGCGUCAUCUUUGUCUACAGCUUUCUGGACUUCCAUGUUUUCCACAGGAAAGACAGCCCUAAUGUUUUUCUCUUCAAGCUGGGUGGAGUCACGGCGUCGUUCACAGCGUCUGUGGGGAGUCUUUUCCUCACAGCUAUCGACCGCUACAUCUCCAUACACCGGCCUCUUGCCUACAGGCGCAUUGUGACACGGACCAAGGCUGUCAUAGCCUUUUGUUUGAUGUGGACCAUCUCCAUUGUCAUCGCAGUGUUACCUCUGCUGGGCUGGAACUGUAAGCGUCUCAACUCUGUGUGCUCAAACAUAUUCCCUCUCAUUGAUAAGAACUACCUGAUGUUCUGGAUCGGUGUAACCAGCGUGCUGGUUCUUUUCAUCAUCUACGCCUACAUAUACAUCCUGUGGAAGGCACACCACCAUGCUGUGCGCAUGCUGAGCCGAACCUCCCAGAAGAGCCUCGUCGUUUACUCAGCAGAUGGGACUAAAGUGCAGACCACACGCCCUGAGCAGGCACGCAUGGACAUCCGAUUGGCCAAGACCCUGGUGCUCAUCUUGGUGGUGCUGGUCAUCUGCUGGGGCCCGGUGCUCGCCAUCAUGGUCUACGACCUCUUCUGGAGGAUGGACGAUGACAUCAAGACAGUGUUUGCAUUCUGCAGCAUGCUCUGCCUGCUCAACUCCACCGUCAACCCAAUCAUUUACGCCUUGAGGAGCAAGGACCUGCGGCACGCCUUCCUCAGCUCGUGCCGCGCCUGCAGCAGCAGUGCUCAGCAGCUGGACAAUAGCCUGGAGUCAGACUGCCAGAACAGAAAUGCCAACAUUUCUGCCAACAGGGCUGCAGAGAGCUGCGUGAAGACCACUGUGAAAAUAGCCAAAGUAACAAUGUCAGUGUCAACUGAAACGUCUGCAGAGGCUGUCUAAUUGGCCUUCACUGGGGGGAAACGGUGUAACUGUCAUUCAAACACAGUGAUGCAGAAGUUAGAUGUUCCAGAGAAUUAAAGAGAAAUCUCUCCUGUUGAUUUACAUCCUCAUGUAGACGCUUUAGUGGUUGCAUUGUUUUAUGUUUGUGUGUGUGAGUACAUAGUGUGCCAAAGUGCCAAAUGGUAUGGCAAGUUCAUAGAAAGGACUCAUCGUAAGAAAGGAUCCUGAGUCUGCUGUUUACCAUAAGACUUCAUGAUAUCCAAUUAGUGAAGGCAUAUUAUAUUUUUGUACUGUGAAUUCAGGUUUUGAAAACAAUAUAUCUUCAUUUAUGGGAUAAGGGGCUACUGACAUUUUUAAUUAGAGCUGUUUUUCCUGUGUCAUUUAGACUUUAACAUGUGUCUUGCACCAUAAAUAAUAAUAAAAAAUAAAUCCUUCAGCCUUGACUUUCUGCAGGCUUAAUGUAAAGGUUGCUUUGAGAGAUUUCUAGAGGCAAAUGUGGAGGGGGAAAAAAAUGCACAAAUGACUCUAAUGUUUAUUCCCAAAUUUGUCAUUAAACAUGUCUCUUUUGUACUUCUGACAACACUCGGCGAGUGGCAAAUCCUGUGAAGAGAUUACGAGAGACUAAGGGUUAAUGAUGCUCGAGAUAAAAUAAUAAUAAUAACAAUGAUAAUAAUAAUAAUGAUAAUAAAAAAACAUGUAUCACCAUCACACAAUAAACUCUAAUAAGAUGGAGGUGAAUGAAUUCACAGCUUGUGAGUAUGGUGGAUGUCACUGUUCAGCUCUGCACUUGCAAUAGCUGUUAGACCUCUGGAGUAAUGUGUCCAUUUAAAUGUAAACCUAACAAAUGUACAGUGUUAUCUUGCAAAAAAUAAAAUAAAAAAUAAAAACGUUAAAAAAAAAAAAUCCACUCAUUCAGCUCCACAGCUAGCUUUGGCUCAAAACUUGAACACGUUCAUUGAAACUGGAUUUGGACACAGUGUGCUGGACACUACUGUGACAAACUCAAGUGGUGUCUGACGAUAGCUGCUUUUCAUUAAAUGUAGGGUAUUCAACGUGUGUGUGUGUGUGUGCAUGUGUGUAUGUGCCAGAGAGAGAGAGAUACAUUGUGACUUGGUGAUAUGUUUUCCAAACCAAACUCAAGCCUUUUGAUCAUUGCAGUGAGAUGUUUUAGUGCUACUGUUGCAGUGGGACAUCAUUUUUUUUGGGGGGGGGGAACAAAAGCAACCCACGCACAGGCCUGUAGUGAAGUACUUUUAAUGUAACUCUAAAUCUAGAUAUGUCCGCUGUUAAUUUUAACGUAACUAAGCAAAGACACAAAGGGACGUUUUCAUUGGCUGCCAGUAAACGGAGUGGAGAAGCUUGUGUGAGAGCCAGUAACUGACCUAACAAAAGAGAACUUGAGAAGAUGUGAUUUUUUCUUUCCUAACAGGUGAUGUUGUACUUUUAAUUUGAAGAAAAAAAAAAAAACCUCACAGCACAAUUGUUCUGUAGACAUUUAUCUAGGUGUAAAAUUAUCCAGACAGCUGUUAAUCAGUAUGCUUUGCUGCCUCUUGUAUUACUGAGUAUUGAAGAUCAAAAUGUUAACUGUAAAGUGGCUUCUGUACAGUGCUGUGUGAUGACGAAUCUAUGAUGUAAAAAAAACAAACAAAAAAAACAAAAUCACAAUCAAUCAAGUGUUUUUAGUAUUGCUGUUAUCCAACUUUUGAAUAAAGUCAGAGCUGGUUGUCAUUUCA
Solea senegalensis (Senegalese sole) is the source of this 3650-nucleotide messenger RNA. RefSeq names its product cannabinoid receptor 1 (gene cnr1). Gene Ontology annotation, molecular function: cannabinoid receptor activity. Gene Ontology annotation, biological process: G protein-coupled receptor signaling pathway. The record is from RefSeq and is a predicted model, not a curated record. The transcript is spliced from 2 exons. The coding region runs from base 508 to 1917 and encodes 469 amino acids. Lineage: Eukaryota; Metazoa; Chordata; Actinopteri; Pleuronectiformes; Soleidae. Gene Ontology annotation, cellular component: membrane.